AUGGGAAAUCAAGAUAAGAAUGAAGGAGAGCAGAAAAGUGAUGAGCACCAUAGGAAUAAAGUGAGGGCACAACAAGAGGAUGAUCUGAAGAAGAAGAAGAAGAAGAACAAAUCUGACGUUUCAACAAGGAAGAAGAAGACAAACAAAGAAGUAAUGAUGAGAUCGAAGAGAAUGCCAGCAUAUGCCAAGUUCUUAAAGAAGAUAUUGUCCAACAAGCAGAAAGUAGAGGAGACAUCGGUAGUCAAGCUCACAGCGCAUUGUAGUGCUAUUCUGCAAAAUAAGCUCCCUCAAAAGUGUGGAGAUCCAGAGAGUUUUACUAUACCUUGCUCUUUAGGAAGUACUAAACUUAAAAAUUCUUUGUCUGAUUCAGGUGCUACUAUUAAUCUUAUGCCUUUGUCUAUUUUCAGGAAAUUAGAGGGAGAUAUUAGAGAAAUCAGGUCGAUACUUGUGUCCUUGCAGCUGGCGGAUCAAAUCACAAUCAUACUUGAAGGAAUAGUGGAAGAUGUGCUAGUUGGGGUGGACAAAUUUGUGUUCCUUAUGGACUUCAUUGUGGUAAACAUGGAGGAGAAUAGGGAGGUUCCUCUAAUUUUAGGAAGACCCUUCUUGGCUACUGGCAGAGCAAUUCUGGACAUUCUGGAAAGGCAACUCAUGCUCAGAGUGGGGGAAGAAAAGGUGAUCUUUAAGAUGGAAGGAGCAAUGAGGGACCUAAAGGAGCAAACUGGAGAGAGUAAAACUAGUAAGGGUGUACCCAAAAAAGGACGAAAAUAA
This is a messenger RNA of Nicotiana attenuata, 768 nucleotides long. RefSeq lists its product as uncharacterized. Bases 1 to 768 code for a protein of 255 amino acids. Lineage: Eukaryota; Viridiplantae; Streptophyta; Magnoliopsida; Solanales; Solanaceae. The transcript has 2 exons. The record is from RefSeq and is a predicted model, not a curated record.